Molecule: messenger RNA, 744 nt
Organism: Micromonas pusilla CCMP1545
Lineage: Eukaryota; Viridiplantae; Chlorophyta; Mamiellophyceae; Mamiellales; Mamiellaceae
Exons: 1
Coding region: 1-744 (247 amino acids)
Source: RefSeq, a predicted model, not a curated record
AUGGUGUCCGCGAACGCGAACGUGACGUUGCCCAAGGGCGUGCAGGUGAUGGGCACGGAUGCGCAGCUCGUGCAGGUGGAGUUGUCCCCCGGCGAAUCUCUCAGCGCGGAGCCUGGUGCGAUGUGUUACAUGUCCGCGAACGUGCGAUCGAUCACGCGUCUGGAAGGCGGGUUCCUAGCCGGUUGCUCGCGUCUGCUCGCGGGCGAGCCCUUCUUCCUUAACAACUUUCAAAACGUCGGGAAGGACGGGAGCGACGGGUACAUCGCGCUCGCGGGCAGACGCGAGGGUGAUAAGAUCAUCGUGCUCGACAUGGAUCAGCUCGGGAACGAGUUCCUUUGCGCGCGCGAUUCGUACCUGUGCUCGAAAGGAACCGUUGAGAUCGGCGCGGCGUCGACGCUGAUGCAAGGGCAAAUGGGUCUGCGUCUUUUCCUUUCGAACCAAAACACGGUGUUCAUGCAAAAGCUCUCCGGGAGCGGGGUAGCGUGCAUCUCGGGCAACGGCACGGUCAUCCGACAGGAGCUGAAACCAGGACAGGAGAUGGUCGUCGACGCGAGGGCGGUGGUCGGUUUCCAGAACUCUAUCGGGUAUCAGCUCCGGAUGAUGAGCUCGCCACUCGCCGCGUUGUUCGGCGGUGAAGGUUUGUUCUUUGCGCGGCUUUCCGGGCCCGGGGUGUUUUACCUCCAGAGCUUACCCGCGGCUCGCCAGGACAGUGGCCUCAGCGAAGAGGGCGAAGUCGCGGUGUAG